CUAUUAUUUUACAGACUGUGGGUCAUGUCCGCGAAGAGAGCAAGAAGUGUGGUUUCACUGUGCUGAAUCAUAUUGGAGAUGAACAUUUACGAAAGAAGUACUUGGCUGAGCUUGAAGAAGUUAUGGUAAGUUGUGCAGUAGCUGAACACAAAUUGACGAUUGCACGACAGGCCGCAAGGAAUGCAAAAUCUUUGGAUGGCUUGGAAGCAGCAGAGACAAAGGAUGUUGGCGAGGUGAGAUUAUUUUUAAACCAAGCUUACAAAAAAUACCCCGGAUCUCCUAAAGGAAAUGGGCCCCUCCAGUAUCAAAACCAAAAUUUAAAACACAUUAAGUAUCAUUGGCCACAGCGGGCCUUAGAUAUAAGUUAA
This is a messenger RNA of Penaeus monodon (black tiger shrimp), 368 nucleotides long. RefSeq lists its product as uncharacterized. NCBI's taxonomy places the organism in Eukaryota, Metazoa, Arthropoda, Malacostraca, Decapoda, Penaeidae. The record is from RefSeq and is a predicted model, not a curated record.